AUGGCCCUGCAGCAAACAGGUAGCAGGAAGCGGAAAGCGCCCGCGCUCCAGGAGGCCGCCGCGGGCUCGUCGUCUCAGGGCUCCGCGGGGGUGGACGGGGACGGACCGCUGCCGCUCAAGAAGCCCAAGCGGCCGGCGGUGCAGCGCUCGCUGGUGAACUACCUGAAGGGGCGCGAGGUGGGCGCGCGGGGCGGCGCCGGGUUCCCGGGCUUCGAUAGCGAGCUGCGUGGCUUCGCGGUGCGGAAGCUGCCAGAGCUGCUGCGGGAGCGCGAGCUGUCCUUGGGCACCCUCAACAAGGUGUUCGCGUCGCAGUGGCUGAGCGCCAGGCAGGUGGUGUGCGGUACCAAGUGCAACACGCUCUUCGUGGUGGACGUGCAGUCGGGCCACAUAACGCGCAUCCCCCUCAUGCGGGAUCGCGGGCCCCCGCCGGCCCGCGCCCAGCCGGGCUGUGGCAUCCAUGAUAUCCAGCUGAAUCCCUCCAAGACGCUGCUGGCCACCGGGGGCGAGAACCCCAACAGCCUGGCCAUCUACCAGCUGCCAACGCUGGACCCCACGUGCCUGGGCGACCGCCACGGCCACAAGGACUGGAUCUUUGCCAUCGCCUGGAUGAGCGACACGGUGGUGGUGAGCGGCUCCCGCGACGGCACCUUGGCACUCUGGAAGAUAGACCCCGACGUAUUCCGGGGCAGCAUCGCCUGGCACAACGACGCAGGGCUCCCCGUGUACGCCCACAUCCGUCCGUGGGAUGUGGAGAACAUCCCGAGAGCCAGCACUAACCCCAGUAACCGCAAGGUGAGGGCCCUUGCCUUCAGUGCCAAGAACCAGGAGCUGGGAGCCGUGUCCCUGGACGGCUACUUCCACCUGUGGAAAGCCCGGAAUACCCUGUCCAGGCUGCUGUCCAUCAGGCUGCCUUACUGCCGAGAGAAUGUGUGCCUGACCUACUGCGAUGAGGUGUCCCUGUAUGCGGUGGGCUCCCAGUCCCACGUCUCUUUCCUGGAUCCACGGCAGCGCCAGCAGAAGAUUCGGCCACUGUGCUCCCGCGAGGGCGGCACGGGUGUGCGUUCCCUGAGCUUCCAUGAGCACAUCAUCACCGUGGGCACCGGCCAAGGCUCUCUGCUCUUCUAUGACGUCCGCGCCCAGAAGUUCCUGGAGGAGAGGGCCUCGACCAGCCUGUACCCCUAUCUGGGGCACGCAGGGAGGAAGCUCAAGCUGACCUGUGGCAAAGGCUGGCUUAACCAUGAUGACCUGUGGGUGAACUACUUCGGUGGCAUCGAUGAGUUGCCCAAUGCGCUCUACACCCACUGCUACAACUGGCCGGAGAUGAAGCUCUUCGUCGCUGGCGGCCCUCUCCCUUCAGGCCUCCAUGGAAACUAUGCAGGCCUCUGGAGCUAA
Rangifer tarandus platyrhynchus (Svalbard reindeer) is the source of this 1392-nucleotide messenger RNA. Lineage: Eukaryota; Metazoa; Chordata; Mammalia; Artiodactyla; Cervidae. The record is from the annotation of a GenBank genome assembly.